Molecule: messenger RNA, 579 nt
Organism: Coregonus sp. 'balchen'
Lineage: Eukaryota; Metazoa; Chordata; Actinopteri; Salmoniformes; Salmonidae
Source: the annotation of a GenBank genome assembly
AUGCAGAAAGAAAAUGAGGCCCAUGAGGCCAUUUCUAAGUUAAACCACUCUAAACUGGAGGGCCAAAAGAUCUUUGUGUCCAUCUCCCGCAACAAUCAAGCCAGAUAUGGAAGUGGGGAUGACUACCCUCCCCCACCUCACCACUAUCCACCUCACCCACACCAUGCUCCUCACUACCUCCCCCCUCGAGCUCCACACAGUGACGACUACCCAUCUCGUGGUCGCCUUCCUCCCCCUCCCCUCCCUCCACCCCCUACUACGAUCGUGACCUAUUUGUCUGCCAUGACCCCAUACUCUUCCAAUACUCUUCCUCUUCACGUUACUUUGAGCGGGAUCCUUAUGAGCGACGGCUUCCCCCACUCCCUCAGUGGCCACUCUCUCCCCACCUUACUUCCUGUUAUUACCGGGAGCACAGCCCCCUGUUGCCCCCACCUUCCUCUGCCAGCUAUGCACGAAGUGGUGCUGGGCGAGAUUUUGUUGGUGGCAGCUCUGUGCCCCCUCCUUCCUCUAUGCUCAGGCUUUGAUAAGGAUGAUUACUUUGAGGAGAAGUAUGCCAAUGGUUUUGGUAGGGGUUACUAA